Molecule: messenger RNA, 1323 nt
Organism: Ylistrum balloti
Lineage: Eukaryota; Metazoa; Mollusca; Bivalvia; Pectinida; Pectinidae
Exons: 14
Coding region: 1-1323 (440 amino acids)
Biological process (GO): protein deubiquitination
Cellular component (GO): cytosol; nucleus
Molecular function (GO): cysteine-type endopeptidase activity; cysteine-type deubiquitinase activity
Source: RefSeq, a predicted model, not a curated record
AUGAUACAACAAACGUUAGCGGUAGAUAACAAGAAACAACAGUUACAAGCAGAAAGCGACACAGGAAGAAAGCAUAAUAACGCCGUAUUGUAUUUUGUCCACUUUAAAACUUCAACGUCGUUUUAUAGUCGGAAUCAGAAUCUCAUAAAGACGGUUCCAAUCAGAAAGAAGCGAAAGAAGAAAGCUACAAUGCAAAGGAAAGUCAUAGCGGAUAAUGAAGAGAGUAUUCAACAAGAAAGGCUGGUGAACCAAGACACUGCUUUGGAUGACAUCGCUAAACAAGAACUUAAUGUUAUAAAUAACAACGGAAUAAAAGCAGGCGACAAUACGGACAGAAGCGACGGAAAUCUGAUCAGAGGCCUUCCCAAUAUACAGGCUAGCUCGUGUUAUAUCUCAUCACUGAUUCAGGUUUUAGCACAAACACCUGGCUUCAUUGACAAACUUUUUACAGCCCGUCAGAACUGUCACGUGGCCGAGACUUUAAUUAAGCUGUUUGUGGAGAUUAAUGAUAUACAACAUGAUAGUUGCUAUACAGAAGAGGAUUUAUAUAAUCUUGUGUCAGAACUACAGAACUCGAUGUCUAAAAGAGAUGAAUGUUACCAAAGUGGAAACCAAAAUGACUGUCACUCUUUAUACCUCAGUUUGCUGAGUGCGUUGGACGAAGAGAUCGAAGGAUGUACAUCCUUGUUCGACGCGCAUGCGCGACAAAUAUUCAGGUAUUCGACGUGCGACCACGUUGAAGAAUGCCCGCCGGAGUGUACUAGAUCACUGCUUUUGACUGUUGAUGACAAAUAUUGUUCCGUUAAUGAGAGUAUCAAGCUUUUAGAUGAGACUGUGGCCUUUCACGACGCCCAAGUACCAUGUAGGACAUGUUUGAAAGAGGAGAAACACUAUGAAGACACUAUCACAUUUAAACACUUCAUCAUAGAAAGCCCAGCACAAAUACUUGUUCUACAGCUCUCCAGGUUUAAACAGGAUGUGUUUUCAACGGACGAACCACACGGAAGGCUGUACAAGUACGCGGGCAACGUUAUGUACCCUACAGAGCUAACCCUUUUAGUCAGCAAACAGGGACCGUCCGGCAGGGAAUGUGCACGUGUAUGGUACGAGUUAUAUGGAGUUAUCUGUCACGAGGGAGAUCUUGAUCAAGGACAUUAUUGGUGUUACGUAAAGAAGUACGGAUGGAACCCGGAUCAUCUGUACCUUUGGCACCUGUGUGCCGACUCCUAUGUCAGAAGACUAGAAAUUGAUGAAGAAUGGCCUAACUCACCAUUCGCUUAUCUAUUAUUCUACAAGCAAAUACAAUCAACUCAAAAAAACUAA